UGUACAUUGUGAAUUUGCAGUUGGUAUAAGCGAUGUCUGGUGCUGUUCGGAGGUCGACGCGAAUCAAGAAGAAGCCUGCAUAUCUUCAAGAUUACGAGUGGGAAAAUAUCCGAGAAGAUCAACCUGAGAUGGAACCGAAGCAGCCACAAACAUUGGAUCUCCGUCCAGUUGACAGACUGACACAGUUGACUACGAGCGUGGACCGGAUGAAGCGCCUUGUAGACUGGGGCCGUCAGGCUAAUAGCAUCGUCGAGCAGUUAGAAGAUGAGGUCAUCGACCAGAUUGAAGAGCGUGCAGACGAGGCUCCUUCAAUGACGCCGUCAUUGCUUGCUCAGGGUGACCCAGACACCAGACACCAGAAACCAGAAGAAGAUAAUCUUCCUGAAGAUGAAGAAGAUGAAGACGACUUUGAUGACGCGAAGAGUGACCAGUCACAUCAGUCAACGCAGUCUAACCGUUCACAGUUGGCGAAAGUAAAGGCAGAGUUGGCGAUGCUGAAGGUCAAACAAGAAAAGCAGAGGUACGUUGAACAGCUGCGCAUCCAGGAAGCUCAACAGAAGUUGGCCUUGGCGAAGGCCGAGGAUGAGGCUGAGAGCGCGAAGUUAGAGGCUCAGCUGCUGGCCGAGUUGGAUGGCGGAGGCAUCGCUAAGCCUACCAUGCCUACCAAGCCUGUCGUCUUCACGUUACCGCCUAGAAAGCAAAGAGCGACUCAAUUUUUUCCUGUAGAUUUCAGCCUAGCAGGGGAAAAGUGUUACAGUUAG
Molecule: messenger RNA, 761 nt
Organism: Lineus longissimus
Lineage: Eukaryota; Metazoa; Nemertea; Pilidiophora; Heteronemertea; Lineidae
Exons: 2
Coding region: 33-761 (242 amino acids)
Source: RefSeq, a predicted model, not a curated record